Messenger RNA from Spodoptera exigua (beet armyworm), 2124 nucleotides. The record is from the annotation of a GenBank genome assembly. NCBI's taxonomy places the organism in Eukaryota, Metazoa, Arthropoda, Insecta, Lepidoptera, Noctuidae.
AUGCCGCACGCUGCGUACUCCGGGAAACAUCCUCGUGGCGAACCUGGCGUUAAGCGAUUUUCUGAUGCUCGCGAAAACUCCAAUAUUUAUUUUUAAUUCAUUCAAUCUCGGACCUGCACUUGGAAGAACUGGAUGCCUGAUUUACGGCUUCGUGGGGGGUUUGACUGGCACCACAUCCAUCGCCACGCUGUCAGCCAUCGCGCUGGAUCGCUACUGGGCAGUGGUUCGGCCUUUGGAACCGCUACGUGCACUGACUGCAAUACGGGCUCGUUUACUAGCGAUAGGCGCGUGGUUAUAUGCAUGCGUAUUUGCAAUAAUCCCAGCUCUAGAUAUCGGUUAUGGUAGCUACGUUCCAGAAGGUUACUUGACUAGUUGUAGUUUCGACUAUCUUACUGAAGACUUUUCACCUCGAUGUUUCAUUUUCGUUUUCUUCUGCGCAGCGUGGCUUGCGCCAUUUUGUACGAUCACGUUUUGCUACAUCAGUAUAUUUAGAGUUGUUGUUUUCAAUACAAGUAUGUCUUACGGCAACCAAGACCAACGGUUAUCAACAAGACACGUCAAAGAGCGCACCAAACGAAAAGCUGAAAUAAAAUUAGCCUUUCUAGUUAUGGCAGUCAUUGCUCUUUUUUUUAUAUCAUGGACUCCGUAUGCCAUUGUAGCUCUAUUAGGUAUCACCGGUCGAAAAGACCUGUUGACUCCAAUAUCUUCAAUGAUUCCCGCAUUAUUCUGUAAAACAGCCGCAUGCAUCAAUCCAUUCAUUUAUAUUAUAACUCACCCAAAAUUUCGUAAAGAAUUCAAGAAAUUACUAUUCAGGGAUAAAUCAAAGCGUAUGGGUGGAACGAUGAAAACGAUAGGAUAUUCCACUGACACAACCAGAGUUCACCGACCAAGUAAGGAUUUGAGCGACACAGAUGUUGAAAUAGUUGAAAUGAAGGAUAUACCAUAUCAGGUCAAUGAAAAACGUGAAAUAAAGGUAAAGACAAUAUCUUCAAAAGUAGCAGAGAGACAGGACUCCCAAACCAGUAUGAGUAUAAAAAGCUUAGAAGAUAGUGUCGUCAGUCCACCUUCCUGUGAAAUGAUUCCUAACCUAUCAUCUCACUUCGUAAAAUCUAUAUUUAAGAGAAAUUACUUAUUUGUGAGACAAUAUGCCUCUACAAAAUCAUACAAACUUCUUUUUUUCGGCUCAGAUGGCAUUGCACUUAGUAGUCUGCGAAAAAUAAACGAAUUCAGGAAAAAGGAAAAUCACCUUAUUGACCGAUUGGACUUGGUCACUACAAAUACUAAACACAAAACAGAGAUACUGAAAUAUGCUGAAGAAGAAAAUAUAAAUACUGUGACGUGGCCGUUAGACAACUUAAAACAUGCUGAUUAUGACUUGGGAUUAAUAGUUGCAUUUGGUCACCUGAUUAAAGAAGAUCUCCUCAAUAAGUUUCCGCUUGGUAUGGUUAAUGUUCACCCAAGUCUAUUACCUCGAUGGAGAGGAGCUGCUCCCAUCAUCCACACACUCCUGCAUGGAGACCAGGUCACAGGGGUCACACUUAUGAAGAUUAAAGCAGAUAUCUUUGAUGUGGGUGAAAUAAUUAGUCAAAUAAAGGUCCCAGUGUCCAAGGAUAUAAGAUUACCUGAGCUCACUGAGCAACUAUCAGAAUAUGGAGCGGAUAUGCUGGUAGAAUGUAUUAAAACUUUACCUAAAAGUUUAGAAAAUGCACAGCCACAGAGUUCAGAAGGAGUCACAUAUGCUAAGAAAAUACACAAAAGUAUAAGUGAAGUGCGAUGGUCCUCGAUGUCGGCAGUUGAAGUGUACAAUCUGUACCGGGCUAUAUAUGGAGUUUACCCACUUACCACAACAUACAAAGAUAAAAGAAUGAAACUAUUUGAAGCAUUUCUCGAUGACAAUAGCAUAGACCAUAGCGAUAAGCCAAUCGGAACGCUAGAAUAUUGUGAUAAAACGAAUGCAAUCAGAAUACUAUGCAAUGACCGAAGAUAUAUUUAUUUUAGAUCUCUUAGGAUAGUAGGCAAAAGGCAAAUAUCCGCCCUAGACUUUUAUAAUGGUUAUAUUAAAAAUGUUCCCAUAGAUAAAAGACAGUGUACAGUUUUCAGAAAUCAAUAAAUAUACUUGAAAUA